AUGGCUGUCGGUGGUCUCAAGAAGAAGGCUGUCCAUUUUGGAGCGGGCAAUAUCGGCCGUGGUUUCGUUGCCUGCUUUCUCCAUAAUUCUGGCUACGAGGUUGUCUUUGCCGAUGUCGUCGACUCUCUCAUUGACAAGAUCAACUCCUCGCCCUCAUACAAGGUCAUUGAAGUUGGCUCAGAAGGCACUACUGAAAACACCAUCACCAACUACCGCGCCAUCAACUCCAAGACGCAUGAAGAGGACUUGAUCAACGAGAUUGCCACCGCUGAGGUUGUCACCUGCUCUGUUGGCCCCAAUAUUCUCAAGUUUAUUGCUCCCGUCAUUGCCAAGGGCAUCGACCGCCGCUCCAACGACGAUGCUCCCCUGCAUGUUAUUGCAUGCGAAAACGCUAUUGGUGCUACCGACACUCUCGCCAAGCAUAUCAAAGACCCGCGAAACACUGCACCUGAGCGUCUUGAGGACCACCAUCUCCGAGCGCGCUAUGCCAAUUCUGCUAUAGACAGAAUUGUGCCUGCUCAGGACCCCAAUGCUGGCCUCGAUGUCACUCUUGAGAAGUUCUUUGAGUGGGUAGUCGACAAGACUCCAUUCCAAGACGUUGGUAUUCCCUCUAUUGAGGGCAUCAACUGGGUUGACAACCUAGCCCCUUUCAUUGAGCGCAAGCUAUACACUGUCAACACAGGACACGCCACUGCCGCCUACCACGGGUACAACCGAAGAAAGCGCACUGUGUACGAUGCCUUGCAAGAUAGAGCCAUCAUGGCUGAGGUACGUGGAGCGCUGAUGGAGACCAAGAACCUCAUUGUCUCCAAGCACGAGUUUGAGGAGGAUGAUCAAGCUGCCUACGUCGAAAAGAUUAUCAAACGUAUCGGCAACCCUCACUUGGAAGAUGCCGUCGAGCGCGUGGGCCGUGCUCCUCUGCGUAAACUUUCUCGCAAGGAGCGCUUCAUUGGCCCUGCCGCCGAGCUUGCUGAGGCUGACCAGCCCAUCAAAUACCUUCUCGAUGCUAUCGAGAUGUGCUUCCGCUUCCAGAACGUCGAGGAAGAUGAAGAAUCCAAGGAGCUCGCCAAGAUCAUGUCCGAGAGCAGCCCCGAAGAGGUUGUGAGCAAGGUGUGCGGCAUUCAGUCCAGUGACAAGAUUCACCGGUCACUGGUUGCCAUUGUUCAGCGUGUCCAGGACGAUAGUCGUGAAGAUUGA
Molecule: messenger RNA, 1197 nt
Organism: Metarhizium robertsii ARSEF 23
Lineage: Eukaryota; Fungi; Ascomycota; Sordariomycetes; Hypocreales; Clavicipitaceae
Product: mannitol-1-phosphate dehydrogenase
Exons: 2
Coding region: 1-1197 (398 amino acids)
Biological process (GO): mannitol catabolic process
Cellular component (GO): cytosol
Molecular function (GO): mannitol-1-phosphate 5-dehydrogenase activity
Source: RefSeq, a predicted model, not a curated record